Molecule: messenger RNA, 1116 nt
Organism: Mirounga angustirostris (Northern elephant seal)
Lineage: Eukaryota; Metazoa; Chordata; Mammalia; Carnivora; Phocidae
Gene: DDIT3
Product: DNA damage inducible transcript 3
Exons: 5
Coding region: 65-901 (278 amino acids)
Biological process (GO): positive regulation of intrinsic apoptotic signaling pathway; negative regulation of transcription by RNA polymerase II; intrinsic apoptotic signaling pathway in response to endoplasmic reticulum stress
Cellular component (GO): CHOP-C/EBP complex; CHOP-ATF3 complex; CHOP-ATF4 complex
Molecular function (GO): RNA polymerase II cis-regulatory region sequence-specific DNA binding; protein heterodimerization activity; transcription factor binding
Source: RefSeq, a predicted model, not a curated record
AUUAAAAGAUCAGUGCUCCGCGCUACCGAGGUCAGAGGCUUGAGUCUAAGACCCAGAGCAUAUCAUGUUGAAGAUGAGCGGGUGGCAGCCACAGAACCAAAAUCAGAGCCGGAACCUGAGGAGAGAGGCCAGCCCCCUGUUUGGCUCUGCAGCCCUCUGGCCUGGGGCGCCACUGCUGAUGAAAGCAGCGUCCCACCCACUGGAAGGCAAGGAGGGUUCCCCAGGGAGGACAGCCCUGAAGAGAAACACUCUGGGCGAUAUUGCAUCUCCAGUCCCCUGGGAUAGGCAGCUGCUGCUCUGCCUCUGGGCUUCCUCCUCCCUUCCCUUGUUCCAGAAGGAAGUGUAUCUUCAUACAUCACCACACCUGAGAGCAGAGCCUGAUCCAACUGCAGACAUGGCAGCUGAGUCAUUGCCUUUUUCCUUCGGGACACUGUCCAGCUGGGAGCUGGAAGCCUGGUAUGAGGACCUGCAAGAGGUGCUGUCCUCAGAUGAAAAUGGGGGUACCUAUGUUUCACCUCCUGGAAACAAGGAGGAAGAAUCAAAAACCUUCACCACUCUUGACCCUGCCUCUCUGGGUUGGCUGACUGAGGAGCCAGGACCAGCAGAGGUCACGAACACCUCCCAGAGCCCUUGCUCUCCAGAUUCCAGUCAGAGCUCCCUGGCUCAGGAGGAAGAGGAGGAAGACCACAGAAGACCCAGGAAACGGAAACAGAGUGGCCAGUCCCCAGCUGGGGCUGGAAAGCAACGCAUGAAGGAGAAAGAACAAGAGAAUGAGAGGAAAGUGGCACAGCUAGCUGAAGAGAAUGAACGGCUCAAGCAGGAAAUCGAGCGCCUGACCAGGGAAGUAGAGGCGACUCGCCGAGCUCUCAUUGACCGAAUGGUUAAUCUGCACCAAGCAUGAACAGUUGGGACCAUCGCUUCCCCCUUGGGCCACUACCUCCCGUUCACAAAAGUGGCUGCCGAGCAUCUCCUCCAGUGCCAGUGAUGGGACCCUCAACCCCAUCUAGUCAGGAGUGGGGGAAGCUCGGGGUAGACAACAGGAAAGGGUCUCAGCAUGUAUAUAGAGAUUGUACAUUUAUUUAUUACUGUCAUAUCCAUUAAAGUCACUUUCUAUGA